Messenger RNA from Cucumis melo (muskmelon), 1920 nucleotides. Its product is annotated as protein PHLOEM PROTEIN 2-LIKE A10. The coding region runs from base 511 to 1782 and encodes 423 amino acids. The record is from RefSeq and is a predicted model, not a curated record. Lineage: Eukaryota; Viridiplantae; Streptophyta; Magnoliopsida; Cucurbitales; Cucurbitaceae. The transcript has a single exon.
UGUGGGGAAGUUGAAUUCAAUCUGAUUGGCCAUUUCAUUCCCAUCUGCGAUUUUGUUGUUUCCGUGUAGUAAUGGGAAAACCGACCCGAACAUGAACUCCUCUUCCUCCUUCCAUUCAUUCAUUCUUCUUCUUUAAAUUUCUCUUCUUUCGUAAUCAGAUUCCUUUGUUAUCGUAUCAUAUUCGUUAAUCGUAACGAGGAUCCCGAACUCCAACGCUCGUUCAACCCAUCAUCACUUCUUCCGUGUCUCUUCCCACUUGUCACCUAAUAACAUUUUCUUAGAAAUUUUGUUAAAUCUUCCACCUUUGACCCCUUAAUCUUCAUUGACUUCCAACAAUUUCUCCGAAAAGGUUUGCGAUUCUGUUUUUUUAUUGGGUUUCUUCUGUUUCGUUCAUCGAGUGGGAAAACCCAACAAGUUUUCUCCUCCCUCUUUGUUCUGUGUUGCGCCCUUUUCAAUUUCAUAUCUGGGGUUCGGUUUGAUUUGGGAUUUAGGGUUUUUUUGAGUCUUGCUAUGGAUUUUGAACUGGUUAGAAGGGGUUUGGGAUUCUCUCAGAGAAAAAAGAAGUGGCUUAUUCUAUUGGCUCUCAUGGGGGUUUCGGGUUAUGGUGCUUACAAGGUCUAUCAUUUGCCUUCUGUCGAGAGGAAGAGGAGGAGACUGAUGAAGCUCUUUGGCGCCAUGAUUUCUGUUGCUGAAAUGGUUGCGGAUUCUUCUGAAGCUAUUGGAGUAAUUUCUAAGGACUUGAAGGAGUUUCUGAAAUCUGAUUCUGACCAAAUUCCCAACAGCUUGAAGCAAAUUUCCAAAAUUGCCAAGUCUGGGGAGUUUUCGGAGUCUCUGGAAAAGGUUACUGAGGCUUUCACGGUUGGGAUGAUGAGAGGUUAUAAAUCUGUGACAAAGAAUCAACAAAAUUCCGAGGCGGACUCGGCAAAUUCGGGUUUUUCUUCUGGUAUUGUUGAGAAGCUAUUUUCUACUACUGGGACUGGUUUUGCUUCUGUUGUGGUUGGAAGCUUUGCAAGGAAUUUGGUCAUGGGAUAUUACUCGAUCUCUGGAUCAGUUGAUGAUGCAAGUGGGAAUCCACAGAAAAUUGACAAUUCUGGAUCUGAAUUUCCAGACGUGCCCAGAUGGGUAACUGUGGCCUCCAAUGAGAAAUGCAAAAAUGUUAUUGCAGAUUGCAUACAAGUUUUUGUUAGCACUGCAGUUGGUGUGUAUCUUGAUAAAACAAUGGAUGUUAAUGUGUACAAUGACCUGUUUAGUGGAUUGACCAAUCCCACCCAUCAGGACAAGGUGAAGGACAUGCUUGUUUCUGUUUGUAAUGGUGCUGUGGAAACUCUGGUAAAAUCAUCUCAUCAGGUAUUGACAAGCUCGCGAUCGACUUCAAAUUUGAGUUCGGUUUCACCUUGUAAUGGAGUGUCGAAGAUAGGAGAUGUACCCUUUUCUGAAGGAACCUAUCCAAAGAAAAUAGCUUUGGCCAGCUCAACUGAGGGUAGCCAAAAUGGAUGGGUUGACACGGUUUCAUCUACUCUGGCAGUUCCUAGAAAUAGGAAGUUUGUGCUUGAUUUAACUGGUAGGGUGACCUUUGAAACAACAAGAUCUGUUGUCGAAUAUUUCUUGUGGAAACUAAUGGAUGGUCUGAAGAGAAGUCUUGAUACAGUGCACGAUGAAGUUGUGGGUAGGGGAUUGGAAGUUAUCAGAUACUUUUGUGCAAAGUCUUCUGUUAUUGUUACAAUAUGUUUGGCAUUAUAUCUACAUGUAUUUGGUGGCACUAGACUUCUGGUUCCUGCAUAAUAUAAGAGCCGGAUGUAGUUUAAGCCACUUAGAUCAGAAAGUAUAUACCAUUGUUGCAUUUAGGGAAGGUUUUGUACUUCUCCAAUAUCAUUCAAAUUUUAAUGAUAAUGAUAAACAAAUGCAUAUAUUGAUGCAUAA